Penicillium waksmanii is the source of this 1356-nucleotide messenger RNA. RefSeq names its product PAS domain-containing protein. Gene Ontology annotation, biological process: regulation of DNA-templated transcription; phosphorelay signal transduction system; phosphorylation. The transcript has 3 exons. The record is from RefSeq and is a predicted model, not a curated record. Lineage: Eukaryota; Fungi; Ascomycota; Eurotiomycetes; Eurotiales; Aspergillaceae. Bases 1 to 1356 code for a protein of 451 amino acids. Gene Ontology annotation, molecular function: transferase activity, transferring phosphorus-containing groups.
AUGCUCGACACUCGGGGCAUCAUAAUUACGUGGAAUUCUGGCGCUGCAAUUUUGAAGGGAUAUUCCCCAUCCGAAAUCAUCGGCAAGCACUUUUCUAUUCUAUAUGGUCCUGAAGACCGUGAUAUUGAACUACCAAGUAGGGGUUUGGCACGGGCUCUACAGGAUGGUCGGAUGGAAGAUGAAGGCUGGCGGCAUCGACAAGAUGGAUCGCGUUUCUGGGCCAACGUGAUGAUCACGCCUAUUUAUCAGUUUGGCCGUCACGUCGGCUUUGCCAAGGUCACGCGCGACCUCACGGAGCGAAAGGCUGCCGAGGCACGCAUGGUGGUAGCCUUCGAGGAGCUUGCGCUCGCGAUGAUGAGGGAUACCGAACUUACCGGCCGGCAACUUGAAUACGCUUCGAUUAUGGAGGACUCAACGUCGAUCUUGCUCCAGGCCAUUAAUGAUAUCCUGGACUACUCGAAGCUAUCAUCUGGAUCUUUCUCUCUUCACUCUGACGUUGUGGAUAUCAAGAGCAUUCUUGAUGCUGUCGUUAUGCAUGGUGACCCAUUACGGUAUCGUCAGGUAGUUCAGAAUAUGCUCGGAAACGCCGUGAAAUUUACGGGGUCUGGCAGUAUUCGACUGGCUACUACUUUCUCUCCCGUCAAAUCGGAUCCCCAGGUCUACAUUAUCACAACAGAGUUUGCAGACUCUGGAGUUGGAAUUCCUGAUAGUUCUCUCAAUACUCUCUUCACACCUUUUACGCGAUUUGCCGAUGCUAUAGCCCAACAGUACCAGGGCACUGAUCUUGGUCUUUCGAUUUGCAAGAGUUUAGCGGAGCUUAGGGACGGCACAGUGGGCUAUAUGCCUGGUCCACAGCGCAAAGGCAGUGUGUUAUGGUUCACAGCCAGAAUGGGUCGCACAUACAUUGGCGAUCCAAAUAAGCUACCUGCCACGCCUACGACUGAUAAAUCCAGGGACCUCCUCAACAAAGUCAGAGAAAUUGCGCCGCGCAAGCAUUUGUUACUUGUCGAGGAUAAUCUUAUCAACUAUAUGGUGAUGCUCAAGCUUCUUCAAAGCUUUGGUUUUGAGCGCAUUGAUGUGGCCUGGGACGGGAAGGAGGCCGUUCGACAAGUCAAGGAAAUGCCUUUGUCAUUCAAUUUUGUUCUCAUAGACAUCAGUAUGCCGGUGCUCAAUGGGUUGGAAGCGACUUCACAGAUAAGAGGCAAGGGCAUUGACGUGCCUAUCGUUGCCCUUACGGCGAAUGCGUUAACGAGCGAUAUGGAGAUGUACCUCGCUAAGGGGAUGAAAGAUUAUAUCGGAAAACCAAUCCACCGCGACCAGUUAUUGCAGGUUCUCUGGAAAUGGAUGGGGACUUGA